CCGCUUUCACUCAACUCUGCUCAGCAUUACCAUUACCACCUCCACAUCUCUCCCUCUUAUUUUCUCCUAAUAACUCAAACAGAGAAACAAAACAAAACAAAACUUCUUUUCGUGCACUUUGAAUUUGAAAUUCAAACAAAAUGAAGCUUAGUUCGAGUAAACUCAAGCCAAAGAUUGAACCAGAGCCAUACAUCACGAAGAAGCAACGAACAAAAUGUCGUCGUAAACUUCGAUCUCAGAUCUCUCCGAUUCUUAUAUCGCCUUUGAACCCUGCUUGUCCUCGAAAGAGCAGCGGUUUCUCUGCUUCGACGGCGGAUUCUUGUCGUUGCGUUGGCGAUGAAGUGUCCUGCGAUUCAAGCAGAGUUACAGUUGAAUCCAGAGCAAGCAAGAGAAAAUUGCGUGAACCAGGAGUUGGGGGGAUUGAAGAAGAUCCGUUUAGAAGGAUCACGAGAUCUUAUGCUAAGCAGAAAGAAAGCGAGAGGAAAGGAAAUGAAGUAGAAGUGAGUGAAUUGUCUUGUGUGGAAUCCAAUUCUGGAGCUGAAUGUGUUGUUUCUGAGAAGAGAAGAAGUUCAAAGUUGAAGAAGAGAACUGAAAAAUCAAAGGAAAUUCAAAUUGACGAAGCCUCUGUAUCGGUUACCAAAUCGGAGAUUUCCUCUGUCCAGCGAAAUUUGGAGAUCGUACAGUUCGAGAGUAAGGAGAAUGACGCCGUGUCUAUUGCUUCCGGUGUGGAAUCGUGCUUGUCAAAUAAAACAACUGAAGUAGGCAAUAUUAGAGCACGUGAAACAGAGCUCUCUGAGAUUUCAAAAAAUGACGCAGUCUCCAUUAGCGGCUCAGUGGUGGAGCAAAAGCCAGAGAGCUCGGUACUUGAAGCUGAUCUAUCUUGUGCAGAGCACUUCUCAUACGACGGUGCUGUUGCUGAAUACUCUUCUAGUCACGAGGUGGCGAUCUCGGAGCUGCAUUCAGAGUUAUUCCUGGAGAGUUCGUCGGACCUGGAUUUCUCAGACUACACGCCGUCGAUUUUCUUGGAUUCUGGAAGCGAAUUCUCCGAAAAAUCUGAUGAUUUUCCACCUUCGCGUACUUACUUACUGUUGCUCGAGUUUAGACAGCAAUUUUCGCGAUCAAGUGUUCCUUUAGACAUGAGAAUGACCUCGUUCAGUGAAGCAGAGUACCUAAGAAAAUCUAGCUUUGUGAGGUUCCAAGAUGAAAAAGAUGAGGAGAGCUAUCAAAGGUUCCGGGAAAGAGAGAGAAGGCAACUAUUUUUGUACGACUACGUCGAAUUUUACCGUUCCACGACGGAAUACGGCGACCUCAUCUUUCAGCAACGAUACCGGAUGGUCCAUUGGAUCGUUGAGCAAUCAACUGCAAAGGAGUUUCAGCUUGAGACAAUGUUCCUUGGAGUUAGUCUUCUGGAUAGAUUCCUAACUAAAGGAUUUUUCAAGAAUAAAAGGAGCCUUCAGAUUGUCGGAAUAGCCUGCCUUACAUUGGCUGCCAGAAUUGAGGAAAAUCAGCCCUACAACACUGUGAGGCAAAAGAAUUUCCGCAUAGAGAGCAAUGUGUACAGCAGAUUUGAAGUAGUAGCCAUGGAGUGGUUGGUGCAGGAGGUUCUCAACUUCCAAUGCUUCUUGCCGACUAUACAAAACUUCAUGUGGUUCUAUCAAAAAGCUGCUAGAGCUGAUGCAGAGGUGGAGAAAAGGGCUAGAUACCUUGCAAAACUAGCACUAUCAGAUCCCGAGCAUCUUCGUUACUGGCCCUCAACAGUUGCAGCCGGGCUUGUCAUUCUGGCCAGUCUAGAAAGCGAUCAAAUUGAAUCUUAUCAACGGAUCAUUGAGGUCCAUGUCAGAACAAUAGAAAAUGACUUGCACGAAUGCAUUAAGACGCUGGAGUGGCUGCUACAGUAUGUAAGCUAGCAGCAAAGCUCAGGAGAAGAGAAUUCUAAUCUAACUUUUUGCGCACUGACAUUCCCUUCUUAUACAUGACAAAGCCAAUUCUGGCCUUCUCAUUCCUAAUAAAUGAAAGCAAAGGUUAUAGAUAUCUGAUUCUUUUUCAAUUUGGCAUAAAUGCCCUGUUGUUAUCUGUCCAUAAAAAGGCAGGAUACGAAGUCUGUAUAGCUUGUGGUGCUGGAGACAUAAUUCUUUCUCUGGCAUUGACUAUUGCAAACAUUGUUUUUUUUUUUUUU
Molecule: messenger RNA, 2176 nt
Organism: Jatropha curcas
Lineage: Eukaryota; Viridiplantae; Streptophyta; Magnoliopsida; Malpighiales; Euphorbiaceae
Gene: SDS
Product: Cyclin family protein
Source: RefSeq, a predicted model, not a curated record